This is a messenger RNA of Vicia faba (fava bean), 540 nucleotides long. The record is from the annotation of a GenBank genome assembly. NCBI's taxonomy places the organism in Eukaryota, Viridiplantae, Streptophyta, Magnoliopsida, Fabales, Fabaceae.
AUGGCUUCUAAGAAAAACUUCUCACAGUUUCUCCUCCUUCUCUUCCUAGUACACUAUGCAUUUGUGAAUGGAGACACCACUUUAAUCAAAAGCACUUGCAAGAACACCAAGUACUACAAUCUAUGUUUCUCUUCUCUGAAAUCCAACCCUACCAGUCCUAACGCAGACACAAAGGGCUUAGCUUUGAUCAUGGUUGGGAUUGGAAUGACAAAUGCCACUUCCACUUCUUCAUAUUUGUCUUCCAAAUCUCUUACACCUACUAACAACACUACUUUGCAAAGGGUCCUCAAAGAGUGUGCAGAUAAGUACUCUUAUGCUGGUGAUUCCCUCCAAGCUUCAGUGCAAGAUUUGGCUGAUGAAGAAUAUGAUUAUGCUUACAUACACAUCACUGCAGCUAAAGAUUAUCCAAAUGCUUGUCAUAAUGCAUUCAAAAGGGUUCCUGAUUUGGUUUACCCAACUGAGCUUGCUAGUAGAGAAAAAGGUUUGAAGCAUAUAUGUGAUGUGGCUAUGGGGAUCAUUGAUAAUCUCAUUAAUUUGUAG